Molecule: messenger RNA, 1236 nt
Organism: Phalaenopsis equestris
Lineage: Eukaryota; Viridiplantae; Streptophyta; Magnoliopsida; Asparagales; Orchidaceae
Product: translocase of chloroplast 159, chloroplastic-like
Exons: 2
Coding region: 1-1236 (411 amino acids)
Biological process (GO): protein targeting to chloroplast
Cellular component (GO): chloroplast outer membrane
Molecular function (GO): GTP binding
Source: RefSeq, a predicted model, not a curated record
AUGGUUGAUGGGGUUUAUAUUCGCUUCAUUGACACGCCUGGGCUCUCAACUUCUUUGAAUGAUCAACCAGCAAACUUGAAGACUCUCUCAUCCGUAAAGAAGUAUAUUAGGAGAUUUCCUCCUGAUGCCAUCCUUUAUGUCGAUCGGUUGGAUGAAUAUAACCGAGAUUUCAAUGAGUCGAGUAUAUUACGGAUGAUUACUCGCACCUUUGGCUCAUCUAUUUGGUUCAACGCCAUUAUCGCUCUCACGCAUGCUGCUUCGGCUGUUCCCGAAGGCCCGGAUGGUUCUUCCAUGAGCUACGAUGAAUUCAUUGCUCAAAGAUCGAAAAUUGUUCAGUGUUCGAUCCGGCGAGCGGCCGAGGACAUGAGUUUGAUGAAUCCGGUGACUCUGGUGGAGAAUUAUCACUGUCGUAGUAGGAACGAAGAUGGAGAGAGCUUACUUCCCAAUGGUUGCAUGUGGAAGCCAUGGUUGCUUCUCUUAUGCUACUCAUCAAAGAUACUCUCAGAGCUUAAUACCCUUUUCCCAUUUCCUUGGGCUUAUCCCCUUCCUUUCCUUUUCUCCUCAUUUCUACAAUCUAAGAUUCAGGGAUGUGAAAGUAAUUUUUUUGAUUUUGUUAUGGACUUUGAUAACAUGAUAGAAGAAGCACUCAAACUAUUGACGAAAUCUCAAGUUCAGAACAUUGCUCAAAAGAAGAAAUGGAAGGAUGAGCUUGGGAGAUUGAAAAAGAUGAAAGGAGGUAAAAUAGGCUCUGAAAAUCCAGCAAAUAUUUACUGGUUUCUCGAUCCAAGAUCUCACCUUUUAAUCAAUUCAGUUCUGCAAACUCAAACUUGGGACCAUGAUUCCUCCAUUAAAUCCAACCAUGGAGAACUUUGCUCCACUCCUACCUCUCUCAACAUACCAGUUGGCAGGAAGAAGAAGAAGAAGAAGAAGACAGCUACUGGAACUCUGGUUACUUCCAUGGAGGAAAACUUGUUGGAUGGAUUCAAAUUAGAAGAUCAAAUAUCCAUUGGGAAGAAACUUUGUUUAUUCACUCGAGCCGGCGUGGUUCGAGCACGCAUGAACUUUGCUCGUGGAACGAAUUUGGAGGUCUGGUUCAGGGAGAAGGAUCGAAAUUCGAAGAUGGCAGGAUACAAUGGGCAAAUCUCUCUCAAGAUAAGCACCACUGAGCAGGUUCAUCUUGCUCUUUUGGGUUUGUUUUCUCUUGUUUUUUCUGUUUGGAGCAAGUGGAAUGGUUAA